Molecule: messenger RNA, 1437 nt
Organism: Ananas comosus (pineapple)
Lineage: Eukaryota; Viridiplantae; Streptophyta; Magnoliopsida; Poales; Bromeliaceae
Product: dehydrodolichyl diphosphate synthase 6-like
Exons: 2
Coding region: 310-1134 (274 amino acids)
Biological process (GO): polyprenol biosynthetic process
Cellular component (GO): endoplasmic reticulum
Source: RefSeq, a predicted model, not a curated record
CUUAGCUGUGUAAGCUUCGCUGCAGAUGGUUUCUGCUUGAUUAGAUUAGGACGUAUUAAACAGCAUGAAUCUAGAGGAAAUAAUAAAAAGAAGAAAAGGUAAGUGGAGUUAAGGAACUGAAAAUGGGAGAGGUGGUCAAUCUGUUUCGAUUCAAUAAUUUCGGUCUGUCCACUCUUUCUUGCAGCAAAUUAGGCUCACUCACACACAAAGGAAAAUGGUUCAUCGAAAAACUCAAUGUGCAUGCGCAUGCACAUGACAGCUACAAAUCUGUUCUGAUGGUAGGAGUGUACGUUACGCUCGAUUUUGAACAUGGAGGAGAACGGUAAAAGCAUUACAUCCAGUCUCCUCAGAAGUGUGUCUCGCUUCUUACGAAAUUGCCUUUUCGCUAUGCUCUCCUUCGGACCCAUGCCUAAUCAUAUUGCAUUUAUUAUGGAUGGAAGCCGCAGAUAUGCCAAAAACAGGAUAGUCCAACAGGGCACCGGCCAUAGGGUCGGUUUCAAAGUGCUCACCUCCACGCUCCAGUACUGCUACGAGAUGGGGGUGAAGUAUGUGACAGUAUAUGCCUUCAGUAUCGACAAUUUCAAACGAGAACCUGCUGAGGUCCAAUCUUUAAUGGAUUUAAUGAAGGAGAAAAUUGAUGAAUUGUUGAAUCGAGAGAGCAUUGUUAGCAAGUAUGGUAUUAGGAUUAACUUCUGGGGGAACUUAAACCUCUUGACCGAGCCAGUGAGAUUAGCAGCUAUGAAGGCAAUGACAGCCACUGCUAAGAACACGGGUCCAGUGCUUUCGAUAUGUGUAGCCUACACUUCUACGAACGAGAUUAUGCGCGCCGUUGAAAAAGCAUGGGAAGAAAAGAGGAAAGAAAUAGAACAAAUGGACAGUGCGAUUUCUGUUGGUGAUUUGGAGAGGCACUUAUAUACAGCUAACUGCCCAGAUCCAGAUAUAGUGAUUAGGACUUCUGGAGAGACUCGGCUCAGUAAUUUCCUUCUCUGGCAGAGUGAUUACGGUCACUUGCAGAACCGACAUCCUCUAUGGCCUGAAUUCUGUCUUAGGCACCUCAUUUGGGCUAUAUUAGAGUUCCAGAGAGUCUACCCUUAUCUGCAAGAGAGGAGAGGCUGGUGUAAGAAGGAAGGGUGAAGCCCAACUAUGGUACUUGGCUUUGGAGAAUAAGACUGCAUGCAUUGUUGGAUCAGAGUGACUUGGAGAGAGAAAAUAAGGACUUAUGCCAAAGGCAAUAACUGCAGAUGAGCUAUCGUGUAACUUUUUAAGCAGUUUGCAUAUGAUUUUUUCAGGUUGAUAGCCUGUUAUAAAAGAUUAUUGCUUGACAAAUUUUCACUACAAAUUAGAAGUUUCUUGGACAAUUUUAUAUAGCUGCUUGUUUGAGAAAGUAAUAUUUUGCUCACUACAAAAUAAGAUGCUGCGAAGCUGUUUGUUCGUGUU